Molecule: messenger RNA, 15307 nt
Organism: Coregonus sp. 'balchen'
Lineage: Eukaryota; Metazoa; Chordata; Actinopteri; Salmoniformes; Salmonidae
Source: the annotation of a GenBank genome assembly
AUGCUGGUGCUGACUUUCACCUGUCGCGUGCUGCUCAUCAUCUUGUUCUCAGAGUCUAUUCAAACUGAGAGCUCACCGGUAAGUCCUCAAGGAUUUAUACUUUCACACUUCAGAAGUGCCCAUUUUGAGACGUAGUCUAGCAUGAACUGUUACAUUUUCACUUGCAUCUUUUUUUCUUUAUAAUUUUUUAUUCUCUCUGUGAUUGUCACCUGAAUUUAAACCAACAUCGAAUCACCGAUGAUGGUGCGUUUUAAAAUAUUAAAUCUAAACGUGAGUGCAAAACGUUAUAUUACAUCUGUGAUCUUGCUGAGUGAAGUAGACUAUAAUAGCCAGAAAAGAGUGGUUGGCAUCUCAAGCAGUGCUAAAACCCUUUUCAUUCAGAUUGGCUACAUCCAUGAAUUAAGGGCAUAUACCUGUUACCUUGAGUCAUAGAGCUCUCAAAGUGUUCUAAAGUCAGUUUAGUUGUAUUUACUAAAUGGUUAUGGUCAGUACUAGAGUAUGACAAGCUGAUAUAAGAUCAGUGUUUAGGGGCCACACCUACCUCCAAGCCAUGGAGUGGAAUCUGAGAAAGUCUAUAAAGCCAAUGUUCCCUAAAGAGGAGAUGGAGUAGACAAACACUGGACAACUAGCCCGGACCACAGCCCAGAAACCGCCUCAAGGCAAAUAUUGAAACAAUUUUUUUUCUUAUACCCGAGGGAAAACGGGCAUGUGCCUUCAGAAAGUAUUCACACCCCUUGACUUUUGUCACUGGCCUACACACAAUACCCCAUAAUGUCAAAGUGGAGUUAUGUUUUUAGAAAUGUUUACAAAUUAAUAAAAAAUGAUAGCUGAAAUGUCUUGGUGUCAAUAAGUAUUCAACCCCUUUGUUAUGGCAAGCCAAAAUAAGUUCAGCAGUGAAAAUGUGCUUAAGUCAAGUUGCAUGGACUCACUCUGUGCAAUAAUAGUGUUUAACAUGACUUUUGAAUGACUACCUCAUCUCUGUACCCUACACAUACAAUUAUCUGUAAGGUCCCUCAGUUGAGCAAUGAAUUUCAAACACAGAUUCAAGCACAAAGACCAGGGAGGUUUUCCAAUGCCUCACAAAGAAGGGCACCUAUUGGUAGAUGGGUAAAAAUAAAUAAGACAUUGAAUAUCCCUUUGAGCAUGGUGAAGUUAUUAAUUACACUUUGGAUGGUUUAUCAAUACACCCCGUCCUUCCUAACUCAGUUGCUGGAGAGGAAGGAAACCGCUCAGGGAUUUCACCAGAAUUUAAUGGCUGUGAUAGGAGAACUGAGGAUGGAUCAACAACAUUGUAGUUACUCAACAAUACUAACCUACAGUAAAGGAAAGGGUGAAAAGAAGGAAGCCUGUACGGAAUAAAAAUAUUCCAAAACAUGCAUUCUGUUUGCAAUAACACACUAAAGUAAAACUGCUAAAUGUCCUGAAUACAAAGUGUUAUGUUUGGGGCACAUCCAACACAACACAUGACUGAGUACCACUCUUCAUAUUUUCAAGCAUGGUGGUGGCUGCAUCAUGUUAUGGGCAAGGACUAAGGAGUUUUUAGGAUAAAAAUAAACUGAAUCGAGGCAAAAUCCUAGAGGAAAAUUACUUCAGUCUGCUUUCCAACAGAGACUUGGAGACAUUCACCUUUCAGCAGGACAAUAACCUAAAACAAGGCCAAAUAUACACUGGAGUUGCUUACCAAGAUGACAUUGAACGUUCCUGAGUGGCCUAGUUAGACUUUUGACUUAAAUCGGCUUGGAAAUCUAUGGCAAGACUUGAAAAUGGCUGUCUAGCAAUGAUCAACAACCAACUUGACAGAGCUUGAAUCAUUUUUAAUGUGCAAAUAUUGUACAAUCCAGGUGUGCAAAGUUCUUAGAGACUUGUGCAGAAAGACUCACAGCUGUAAUCGCUGCCAAAGGUGAUUCUAACAUGUAUUGACUCAGGGGUGUGAAUACUUGUGUAAAUUAGAUAUUUCUGUAUUUCAUUUUCAAUACAUUUGCAAAAAUGCCUAAAAACAUGUUUUCACUUUGUCAUUAUGGGGUAUUGUGUGUAGAUGGGUGAGAAUCUAUUUAAUCAAUGUUGAAUUCAGGCUGUAACACAGCAAUGUGGAAUAAGUCAAGGGGUAUGAAUACUUUCUGAAGGCACUAUAUGUGUUUGAGUGUGUGCAUACAGUACAUGUGUUUACAGGUUUCAGUGUGUUUGGUUACCAUGCCAAUUUUGAAGUGUGAGAGAAGGUGUACUUGUACACGACUCGGUGGUGAAAGUGCACCUGUUUAGCAUGUCUGCGUGUGUGUGUGCAAUGUUUGGUGGUUUGUAUUCUACAGGCGUAUGACGAAUUGCACAAACAGCCUGUUUCUCUGUCCAGCUGUCCUGCCAUGCCAUAGGGAUUCAUGGAGAAGAACUCUUCACAAGUGACUGAUUCACUACUCUUACUCCGCAUAUGACGGGUGGGGGCUUAUUUAAACAUAACAGUUACUGGUAUGGAUGUAAAAAAAGAAGUGUGCUAGUCUUUCAGCAGCAUUUCACAGUCUUAGCCAAAACUCUCUCGAGGUAUAUCUAUAUUUUCAUAUACAGUUAUAAAAUCAGUCAAUCUAACACGAGGUUGCCUAAAACACUGUCACCUUGUUCGUCCACGCUGCACUGCUCAACGUUCUGCCCAGAACACUGACACUAAUUGUAGCCGGGAACACAUUGUAACACUGCACCUGAACAGAGAAUACUGCUCAAGGCUACUAGCUACACUUUGCACCUGGACACUCCUCCUCUGUCUGCCUGCUUGCCAGUCUAUUCAGUGGUACUGAACACAGUGACCUCCUAGUUAGAAAGCUAUCUCCCCUGUCCUCCAGUCACAAUGAGGACGCUACCUCUAUCUCGGAGAUCUUCAACAUGCACACACAUAUUCAAUAUGCUUUCCUCCACAAGGAAUCAAUCGAUUAAAUAAUGCCCUGACCUAGCAGCACAGGCAGUCCUUUCAGUAGCAGUUUUUUUUCAAUCAGGGAAAAUUAUGUAAACAGUGAAACACACACCAUGGCAAAUUUGCUGAGCUAUGACAGAGUGUGUGAGGGAGAGCCGGAGACAAAGAGGUAUUGAAGAUGGAGGAUGGCUGGGGCUCGGGGAGGGGGGGGCAAGGGUAGUAGUGUGAGGGAACGGACGAGGCCAUGGUCUGGCUCCAGGGUUAUCUGAGUGGGAUUGGGAGAGGGAAGGUCAGUGACAAGAGAGGGACCCAUGUGUGAGUGCAUGUGUGAUACCUAGCUUUUAGUGCGAUGUCUGGCACUGGGCAGCAUGUGUUAGCAAUUUAGCACAAGCCUGUGGGCUGCGUUCGGAGUACCUCUCUCUCUCUGUUCUCGUCUCUCCUCCGCCCACCUCACUGGAAUGUUGAUGUAAAAAAGACACAUGGUGUGUCAAUAGAAGUUUAUCAAAUGCAGUCUAGGCCUAGGGCAUCCCACUAACGAUUAGGGAUACCACUGUGCCUAUGAAUAAGGCUGGAAAAAGCUGCAGUGUACCCAUACUAUAGCAGGGAUACAGGGAAAGCCCUCGGACAGCAAAAAAGAGCCUUGCUCUCAUGAUGGCAAUAAGUGCAGUGGUGGAAAAAGUAACCAAUUGUCAUACUUGAGUAAAAUUAUAGAUACAGUUGAAGUCGGAUGUUUACAUACACCUUAGCCAAAUACAUUUAAACUCAGUUUUUUACAAUUCCUGACAUUUAAUCCUAGUAAAAAUUCCCUGUUUUAGGUCAGUUAGGAUCACCACUUUAUUUUAAGAAUGUGAAAUGUCAGAAUAAUAGUAGAGAGAAUUAUUUCUUUCAGCUUUUAUUUCUUUCAUCACAUUCCCAGUGGGUCAGAAGUUUACAUACACUCAAUUAGUAUUUGGUAGCAUUGCCUUUCAAUUGUUUAACUUGGGUCAAACGUUUCGGGUAGCCUUCCACAAUAAGUUGGGUGAAUUUUGGCCCAUUCCUCCUGACAGAGCUGGUGUAACUGAGUCAGGUUUGUAGGCCUCCUUGCUCGCACACGCUUUUUCAGUUCUGCCCACACAUUUUCUAUAGGAUUGAGGUCAGGGCUUUGUGAUGGCCACUCCAAUACCUUGACUUUGUUGUCCUUAAGCCAUUUUGCCACAACUUUGGAAGUAUGCUUGGGGGUCAUUGUCCAUUUGGAAGACCCAUUUGCGACCAAGCUUUAGCUUCCUGACUGAUGUCUUGAGAUGUUGCUUCAAUAUAUCCACAUCAUUUUCCUUCCUCAUGAUGCCAUCUAUUUUGUGAAGUGCACCAGUCCCUCCUGCAGCAAAGCACCCCCACAGCAUGAUGCUACCACCCCGUGCGUCAUGGUUGGGAUGGUGUUCUUCGGCUUGCAAGUCCCCCCCUUUUCCUCCAAACAUAACGAUGGUCAUUAUGGCCAAACAGUUCUAUUUUUGUUUCAUCAGACCAGAGGACAUUUCUCCAAAAAGUAAGACCUUUGUCCCCAUGUGAAGUUGCAAACCGUAGUCUGGCUUUUUUUAUGGCGGUUUUGGAGCAGUGGCUUCUUCCUUGCUGAGCGGCCUUUCAGGUUAUGUCGAUAUAGGACUUGUUUUACUGUGGAUAUAGAUACUUUUGUACCUGUUUCCUCCAGCAUCUUCACAAGGUCCUUUGCUGUUGUUCUGGGAUUGAUUUGCACUUUUCGUUCAUCUCUAGGAGACAGAACGCGUCUCCUUCCUGAGCGGUAUGACGGCUGCGUGGUCCCAUGGUGUUUACACUUGCGGACUAUUGUUUGUACAGAUGAACGUGGUACCUUCAGGCGUUUGGAAAUUGCUCCCAAGGAUGAACCAGACUUGUGGAGGUCUACCAUUUUUUUUCUGAGGUCUUGGUUGAUUUCUUUUGAUUUUCCCAUGAUGUCAAGCAAAGAGGCACUGAGUUUGAAGAUGGGCCUUGAAAUACAUCCACAGGUACACCUCCAAUUGACUCAAAUUAUGUCAAUUAGCCUAUUAGAAGCUUCUAAAGCCAUGACAUCAUUUUCUGUAAUUUUCCAAGCUGUUUAAAGGCACAGUCAAUUUAGUGUAUGUAAACUUCUGACCAACUGGAAUUGUGAUACAGUGAAAUAAUCUGUCUGUAAAGAAUUGUUGGAAAAAUUACCUGUGUCAUGCACAAAGUAGAUGUCCUAACCGACUUGCCAAAACUAUAGUUUGUUAACAAGAAAUUUGUGGAGUGGUUGAAAAACGAGUUUUAAUGACUCCAACCUAAGUGUAUGUAAACUUCUGACUUCAACUGUACCUUAAAUGAAAGUUACUCAAGUAAAAAGUGAAAGUCACCCAGUAAAAUACUACUUGAGUAAAAGUUUAAGAGUAUUUGGUUCUAAAUAUACUUAAGUAUCAAAAGUAAAAGUAUAAAUCAUUUCAAAUUCCUUAUAUUAAGCAACGCAGACGGCACCAUUUUCUUGUUUUUUAAAAUGUACGGCUAACCAGGGGCACACUCCAACACUCAGACAUCAUUUACAAAAUAUGCAUUUGUGUUUAGUGAGUCCACCAGAUCAGAGGCAGCAGAGAUCACCACGUGUUCUCUUGAUAAGUCCGUGAAUUGGACCAUUUUCCUGUCGUGCUAAGCAUUCAAAAUGUAACGAGUACUUUUGGGUGUCAGGUAAAAUGUAUUGAGUAAAAAGUACGUUAUUUUCUUUAGGAAUGUAGUGAAGUAAAAGUUGUCAAAAAUAUAAAUAGAAACGUUAAGUACAGACCUCAAACUACUUAAGUAGUACUUUAAAGUAUUUUUACUUAAGUACUUUACACCACUGAAUAAGUGUCACAUUCUCUACGAUUGUGUGUGUCAUGUACUCAAGUAGUGACUCAAGGACAGGUAAGAGACUUUAGAGGUCAUGCAUGUGUGGUGUAUGGUCCAGUAUUAGAGCAAUAUUCAGAUGGCAGAACAGAAAUGUUCCAGCAUCUUCCCUUUGGAUGCAGGCCUGCAAAAUACAAUACUUUACUCCAGCCAUGUCAAUGAGCUACAGACUGAGCCCACAGUUGACAGGCAGGGGGGUGAGGCGGGCCUGAAGGGUCUGGAAUCGUCCCCUCAAUUAGGCCUGUUUAUUUACAGAGCUAGCAAAACCAGCUCUCACAGGUACAGGAGCAGGUGAAGGCCAAGAUAUAUAUACACACACAUACAGACUCAUUUCCCUGGUUUCUAUUUUAAAUGUUCCCAUACUUUGACCAUGUGUUCACUGCUGCAGUGCUUAUCUUUUACGUGCUCCCUCUCUCAGCUUUUCCUAGCGUGACACUGAAACGCUGUUCCUGUGCCAGACAAGCAGCAGACACUAGCCAAGGCACCAACAAAUAUCUCCUUUUUAAUCCCGCUCUCUCACCAACUCUGCUUAAGUCUAUCCACACCAAUACACUCCAAACCUCCAAAUCUUUCUCUGAUACAGUACGCUGCUGGGGGUCAAAGUGUGUCAUAUGAGAGUACAGGUCAGCAGGGUGUAAUUGCAUUGUACUGCCUGUGUUGCUGCUUGUGUCCAGCCAUUUCUGAUCACAGAAAACAUGUGGCCCCGGGGCUGUGCGCUGGACUGCCACAGGGGGCGCCACCGGACAGUAUGUGGCAGCAACGGACGCCUUUACAAGUCCCUGUGUACAUUCCAGAGAGCCCAGUGCAUCAACACUCAGCUACGGACGGCACCACGAGCACACUGUGCAGGUAAGUACCCUUUAGUGAACAUAAACUGUGUACAUUCUAUGAAAGUAAGUCAUAGACGCCUCCAUCUAUACACACGUAUUCACACUAUACACAUAUAUACAUACCAUCUAUUAUUCACCAUAUAUACCAGGGAUGGGCAACUUUGAUGGGGGUGGGGGCCACUAAAAAAUCUGAACUCAUCAUGAUGGGCUGCAGUUGCUCUCUCCCCCCCUCUCACAUUGCGAUUACAUUUUGUGCAAUUCUAUACAUUUUGCCAUGGGGUGUAGAGAAAAUGUUGCAGUUUUAAAGCAAAUUUGUUGCAAUUCUACUCAUUUUGCCAUGGGGCAGAGAGGAAAAUGAGCUGUUUUACUGCUAAUUUCCUGCAAUUCUACACAUUUUGCCAUAGGGUGGCGAGAAAUGUUUGCAGUUUUUAAUAUGAUAUCUGAGUGAGACUGACUAACAAAAUCAAUGGGGGGCCCCGCGGCCGGUAAUUCGACCAUGAUAACAAGUUUAGACAGCUGGCCGCUAAACUAAUUUAGCAAUCUGGAAGAAAAAUGCUGACAUUGGAAAAUUGACUGACUAUCAGUCAGUGGAGGCUGCUGAGGGGAGGACUGCUCAUAAUAAUGGCUGAAAUGGAGUGUAAUGGAGUGAAUGGAAUGGUAUCAAACACAUGAAAACCCCCCCAAAACAUGUUUGAUACCAUUCCAUUCACUCCAUUCCAGCCAUUAUUAUGAGUCAUUCUCCCCUCAGCAGCCUCCACUGCUAUCACUGACUGACAUAACAAGAGAAAAACUGCUGAUGCACAACCACAUUUCGAAAUUGCACCUUGUGUAUUCUACUAUUCUAACUCUCAACAGUAAGUUGAGACCCCGACUGAGUUCCUAAAAACUCAGUCAGUUUUUUUGUUGUUGUGGAAAUUGAUCCGAGGGCCUCAAAAGGGCCGCCAGUUGACCAUCCCUGAUAUAUACAGUACACACAAUCUAUACACACUUCUGCAUUGAUUAUAUAUGCCAAUGGAAGUAGUAGAGGUCAUUGCUGGACAUCCCCCUUCAGAUUCCACCCAGUCCAAGUGCCAGCUUGCUCGUAGUCAGGCCCUGGAGUCAAGUGUCCGCAGCCACACCGUCCCAGAAUGCAGUGCGGACGGAAGCUUCCUGCAGGUAUUUCAAAUUUAAUUCAAUUCAAAUUCAAUUCAAAUUCAAUUACAGAAAAUCUAAGCAAAUCAAACUUUAUUUGUCACUUGCGCCGAAUACAACGGGUGUAGACUUUACCCUGAAAUGCUUGCUUACCAAUGAUGUAGAGUCAAAAAAUUAUAAUAAAAAGAAAAAUAGUAACACAAGGAAUAAAAUACACAAGAAUGGAGCUAUCUACAGGGAGUAUCAGUACCAGAUCAAUGUGCAGGGGUACGAGCUAUUUGAGGUAGAUACAGUGCCUUCGGAAAGUAUUCCGACCCCUUUACUUUUUCCACAUUCUGUUACGUUACAGCGUUAUUCUAAAAUGGAUUAAAAAAUAAACAAUCCUCAGCAAUCUACUCACAAUACCCCAUAAUGACAAAGCGAAAACAAUAAAUGUUUGCAAAUGUAUUACAAAUAAAAAAGAUACCUUAUUUACAUAAGUAUUCAGACCGUUUGCUAUGAGACUCGAUGUUAAGCUCAGGUGCAUCCUGUUUCCAUUGAUUAUCCUUGAUGUUUCUACAACUUGGAGUCCACCUGUGGUAAAUUCAAUUGAUUGGACAUGAUUUGGAAAGGCACACACCUGUCUAUAUAAGGUCCCACAGUUGACCGUGCAUGUCAGAGCAAAAACCAAGCCAUGAGGUCGAAGGAAUAAUCAGGCCUUUAUGGUAGAGUUACCAGACGGAAGCCAAUCUUCAGUAAAAGGCACAUGACAGCUCGCUUGGAGUUUGCCAAAAGGCACCUAAAGGACUCUCAGACCAUGAGAAACAAGAUUCUCUGGUCUGAUGAAACCAAGAUUGAACUCUUUGGCCUGAAUGCCAAGCAUCACGUCUGGAGAAAACCUGGCCACCAUCCCUACGGUGAAGCAUGGUGGUGGCAGCAUCAUGCUGUGGGGAUGUUUUCAGCGGCAGGGACUGGGAGACUAGUCAGGAUCGAGGGAAAGAUGAACGGAGCAAAGUACAGAGAGAUCAUUGAUGCAAACCUUCUCCAGAGUGCUCAGGACCUCAGACUGGGGCGAAGCUUCACCUUUCAACAGGACAACGACCCUAAGCACACAGCCAAGACAACGCAGAAGUGGCUUCGGGACAAGUCUCUGAAUGUCCUUGAGUGGCCCAGUCAGAGGCCGGACAUGAACCCGAUCGAACAUCUCUGGAGAGACCUGAAAAUAGCUGUGAAGCAACGCUCCCCAUCCAACCUGACAGAGCUUGAGAGCAUCUGCAGAGAAGAAUGGGAGAAACUACCCAAAUACAGGUGUGCCAAGCUUGUAACGUCAUACCCAAGAAGACUCAAGGCUGUAAUCGCUGCCAAAGGUGCUUCAACAAAGUACUGAGUAAAGGGUCUGAAUACUUAUGUAACUGUAAUAUUUCCGUUUUUUAUUUUAAAUAAAUUUGCAAACAUUUCUAAAAACCUGUUUUUGCUUUGUCGUUAUGGGGUAAUGUGUGUAGAUUGAUGAGGGAAAAAAACGAUUUAAUCAAUUUUAGAAUAAGACUGUAACGUAACAAAAUGUGGAAAAAGUCAAGGGGUCGGAAUACUUUUUGAAGGCACUGUAUGUACACGAAGGCACGGUAAAAUGACUAGGCAUCAGGAUAGUAAUAAGAGUAAAAUAAAGAACAGAGUAGCAGCAGCAGCAUACACUAAGUGUACAAAACAUUAGGAACACCUGCUUUGACCAGGUGAAUUCAGAUGAAAGCUAUGAUCCCUUAUUGAUGUCACUUGUUAAAUCCACUUAAAUCAGUGUAGAUGAAGGGGAGGAGACAGGUUAAUGAGGGAUUUUUAAGCCUUGAGACUACUGAGACAUGGAUUGUGUAUGUGUGCCAUUCAGAGUGUGGAUGGGCAAGACAAAAUAUUGAAGUGCCUUUUAACGGGGUAUGGUAGUAGGUGCCAGGCGCACUGGUAUGAGUGUGUCAAAAACUGCAACGCUGUUGGGUUUUUCACACUCAACAGUUUCCCGUGUGUAUCAAGAAUGGUCCACCACCCAAAGGACAUCCAGCCAACUUGACACAGCUGUGGGAAGGAUUGGAGUCAACAAAUGGCCAGCAGCCCUGUGGAACACUUUCGACACCUUGUAGAGUCCAUGCCUCGAAAAAUUGAGGCUGUUCUGAGGGAAAAAGGGGGUGCAACUCAAUAUUAGGAACGUGUUCCUAAUGCUUUAUGCACUCAGUGUAUGUUGAGUGUAAAAGUGUGCGUUUGUAUUUAUGUUGUGUUGGUAUGCAUAUGUGUGUGUGUGUGUGUAUGCAGUGUAUGUGAAUGUGUGUGGGUUUUGUGUGAGAGUGUCAAUGUAGUGUGUCUGUAUGUAUAUAUAGUCUUGUGAGUGUGCAUAGAGUCAGUGCAAAUAGUCUGGUUAACCAUUUAAUGAACUAUUUAGCAGUCUUAUGGCUAUUUAACAGUCUUAUGGCUUGGGGGUAGAAGCUGUCUCGGAGCCUGUUGGUCCGAGAGCCGAUGCUUCGGUACCGUUUGCCGGACGGUAGCAGAGUGAACAGUCUAUGGCUACCCUUUAGUGAGCAUACAUUUCAGUACUUGGCUUUGAUUAAAUUGGCAAAACAUAGGUUCUGACAAAUGUCCCACUUUCUCAGGUGCAGUGCCACAACCAGACUGGGUACUGCUGGUGCUCUACUCCAGAUGGGAAGCCUGUCAGUGGGACCUCUGUCCUGCACCUCAGACCCAACUGCACAGGUGAGACAGAGUUUAGAUCAAACAGGCAAUGGGAAAUAGCUGUGAAUUAGCAUCUAUCAAUCCACCCAUAAAACAGUUCACACAGCCCUCUUUCUGGUGUGUUGUGUUGUGCCAUGAGUCAUUUGUCUGAAAUGACACAGAUGACUGAUCUGGAGUUAGCCCAAAGAGGUGAGAAUUCACCUGACUUACACGCAUAGGUACUGUACUGUAUAUCAAUCAAUAGUGCUCCACUGACACUAAUAUAAAUACUCACUCAAACACUGCCACACACAUACCUACUCUGGUACGGGCUUUAAUCACAGUCAGUUUGGUCCUUGAAAUGUUCUUGUCUCUGUGGACACAGGUGAGGGUGGUCCCUCCCGGCCCACCGCUGACCCUAGCAGGCCCCAGUCUGCAGCAGGUGAGAGGAGUGGACAUGGAGAAUCUCCAUUGAACAUGCUUUUAAGUCUAGCACUAGGCUUAAUCUGUCUCCGGGAAACCGUCCCAUAAUGAUGGACAUUUUCAGAAUGAUACUACCAUAUUGUUUGUUUACACUAAUAUCACUCUAUUUCCUGUACAGGAAUCACCGCUCCUCCGCUCUGGGUGACCAUCCUGUUGAACUCUGACUCCAAAGGGAAUCGUUCUGUAAAACACCCUACAGGUAAGGAGUUUUUUUUUAAUGAGCUUCCAUAGCUAUCCCUUCUGUGAGAUAAUGUUUAAGUGUUUGUAAUGAUUAGUGUGUGUGUGUGUGUGCACAUAUGUGUUCAUGUGCGUGUGCGUACAUUCGUGCUUCCACAGACAGUCAUCAGACGUGUGAGAGGGAGAGAGCAGCGUUGAUGGCCGAGGUGCAUCUUCUGUGGCAGGAGGAGCGCUUCAUCCCAAAAUGCAGUGCAGACGGGCGCUACAGCCCCAUCCAGUGCCACGUCACCACGGGGUACUGCUGGUGUGUCAGGGAAGACACGGGACGGCCUCUACCAGGCACCUCUGCCAGGUAUGGCCUCAAACAAGGCACCUAGUGGAUAGAGAAAUGUGGAUAACGCUUUAUUUUACAGCCUGAUAAUUAUCAGGUAGUUACAUAGGAAUGACUUGUACCAGAUUAACUAGGCAGUACAAUAAAGCUUUACCUAAAUGCAUACUGCACUCCCAUGACACACACAAGCCGCUAUCAGAACUCUCAGAACGCUAUCAGAUGUCACUUGUUAAAUCUACGUCAAUCAGUGUAGAUGAAGGGGAGGAGACAGGUUAAAGAAGGAUUUUUAAGCCUUGAGACAAUUGAGACAUGGAUUGUGUAUGUGUGCCAUUCAGAGGGUGAAUGGGCAACACAAAAUAUUGAAGUGCCUUUGAAUGGGGUAUGGUGGUAGGUGCCAGGCGCGCCGGUUUGUAUCAAGAACUGCAAUGCUGCUGUUUUUUUUUCACGCUCAACAAUUCCCGUAUGUAUCAAGAUUGGUACACCACCCAAAGGACAUCCAGCCAACUUGACACAACUGUGGGGUGCAUUGGAGUCAACAUGGGCCAGCAAAUAUAGCAUAUUUUAACAUUGUAUUAUAUUUAAAGCGUUGUGCUGGUUUAGAAUUUUACUAUUUGAUAAUGAUCUAUUAUCUAAUUAUAAUUAAUUAUAUAUAAUUAUAUUAUAAAUUGGUGUGCAAUUCAGUCUAUGACCGUGAGAAACCAAUAAAACCUUCUACUACUUAAAACAAAUAUUUUCAAGUUUUAGUAGGUACAGUAUGUACUAUAGAUGGGGAGAUAGAGGAAAGGGAACAGUGAGUGGUGAGUGGCAGAACGGGGGAUUGAACCACUGCCUCCAGGGGCAUAUGUGGUCUGGUGGCAGCACUACAACUAGACCAGCCCCCUGCACGUGCUGAAGUCUUGAUAGUGCAAUGCUAUGGUUUUAUUGAUUACCUUCUUCAGUAUCCUGGUUGCAUAGCAUUAUUUAAUGGACAUUUCCAUCCAUUUCCACUGUAUUUUCUCUUAGCUUCAUAUACUUCUCUGACUAACAAUGCCACUGACACCCCUGUGAGCAAAAUUGGUUGAAAGUCUCAACUUUUCAACGUCUUGUGCUCAUAGGGUAUAGUGUAGCCUCUACUGCAUCUCCUCCUGUCAAUGGUGGAUGAUAACAAAGAUUAUAACAAAUGGCAAAAGGGAGCAAACCAUUGGGUAAAUGCACUGGGAUGUAUGAUGAUAGUGACUAAAUGGUUGGAGAGGAGUCUAUGAGUUACUGCUGCAGACGUAGAUCAUUCCCAUGGCUGUUGUUGCCCCUUUCAGGAACCGGCUGCCAGACUGCAGUCUGGAGGAGCCCCACAGCAGCAAGCCUGACAGGAACUACAGAGACAGAUCCCUACCAGGUCAGAUCCUCAUACUGUACUUCACUAUACCUGGAUAGAUCAACAAUGACCUUUCUCGUUUUUACUAUCCUGGUCCCAGAUCAGUUGGCUCUUUCUGCCAACUCCUAUAGUCAUUGUCACUCCUAGAGUCAUUGGCAGACAUCACAAACUGAUCUAGGACCAGGCUAACACUAACACUGUACAUUUGAUUGGUACUGUCUAUAUUGAGUACUGUAGGUACUGUGUCAAUGAGCUGUGGUGAAUGCAAUGUGGACUCUUGUCUAGUUUACAUCAUAGCGGGUAGGCGUUCCUCAUUUUGUCAAGAGUUACAACUUAAACUGACCCCCUUGCCUUGCCUUAACACCCUCUCUCUGCUCCCAGGGUGCCCUGGGGCCCGGAAGAAAGAGUUCCUGCAGAGUCUGGUGAGAGCCCUGCAGCUGAAGGCUGAACAGUCUGGAAUACUCAGCCCUCACAGGUCAGUCUGCAUACCACUCUAUUUAUACUGAACAAAAAUAUAAACGCAACAUGUAAAGUGUUGGUCCCAUUUUUCAUGAGCUGAAAUAAAAGAUCCCAGAAAGAUAUGCACCAAAAUAUUAUUUCUCUCAAAUGUUGUGCACAAAUUUGUUUACAUCCCUGUUAGUGAACAUUUCUCCUUUGCCAAGACAAUCCAUCCACCAGACAGGUGUGGCAUAUCAAGAAGCUGAUUAAACAGCAUGAUCAUUAUACAGGUGCACCUUGUGCUGGGGACAAUAAAAGGCCACUCUAAAAUGUGCAGUUUUGUCACACAACACAAUGCCACAGAUGUUUCAAGUUUUGAGGGAGCGUGCAAUUGACAUGCUGACUGCAGGAAUGUCCACCAGAGCUGUUACCAGAGAAUUUAAUGUUCAUUUCUCUACCAUAAGCCAACGUUGUUUUAGAGAAUUUGGCAGUACUUCCAACCGGCCUCACAACCGCAGACCACGUGUAACCACGCCAGCCCAGGACCUCCACAUUCGGCUUCUUCACCUGCGGGAUCGUUUGAGACCAGCCACCCAGACAGCUGAUGAAACUGAGGAGUAUUUCUGUCUGUAAUAAAGCCCUUUUGUGGGGAAAAACUCAUUCAUGUGAAAUCUAUGGAUUUCACAUUACUGGGCAGGGGCACAGCCAUGGGUGGGCCUGGGAGGGCAUAGGACGACCACUGGCUGCGCCCCUGCCCAGUCAUGUGAAAUUCAUAGAUUAGCGCCUAAUUUACUUAUUUAAAUUGACUGAUUUCCUUAUAUGAACUGUAACACAGUAAAAUUGUUGCAUGUUGCGUUUGUAUUUUUGUUCAGUAUAAUUAAACCCACUGGACUUACUCGCCCUGCCGUCUGUUUAUAUCUUGACUCCAUCCCUCUCUUUCUCACUACAGGUCAGUCUGCAUACCACUCUAUUAAACCCCAUGGACCUACUCAUCCCAUCUCUCUCUCUCUCCAGUUCAUCGCUCUCUUUCUCACGCUUAUAUCUCUCCUCCUUCUCGUGGCCACUUAAAUGCUCCGUACAUCUUUUCCUUUCUCUCUCACCAUCUGAACGUUUUUCACUCUGUUAAUUUAUACACACAACUCUCUCCUUCACUCAACCUCUUCUGUUUUACAUAUCCGUCCAUCCAUCUGUAACUCCCUGUAUCUCUCACCCUGCUCUCUCCAAAACCCUCCUCUAUUCCCUGACAGAUAGUAUAGUGGAUUUCUGAAUACAUUACCAAUUUACCAGGCCACUGAUUGACUGUUGUGCCGUAAUGGAUCUGAUAGUACUCCAGUAUGUGAUUAAAUAUUUCAAACAUAUCUUUAGAUAUACAUUUGUUCUCUUGAAUAAAUCAUUUUCAUACCGAUAGCCUUUCUGUUUAUAAAUAAUUUGUUUGCUCUUUUCGGCUCGACACAGAAAUUGGAAUAUGGUUAUGUUCAAUAUGACUGAUAAGCAAGGUUCAGGAAUGGAGUGCUUAUGAGAAAUGAAUUAUUUCAUCCUGACUGCAGGAAUCUCAUAAAUGUAGAUUCAAUGACUAGUCAGACACUGUGGUUCUGUAAAAAACACAUUGGAAUGUCAUCUUCAGUAUGUCAGCAGGAGGCCCUCUUAAGAAGUCACUGCUAGAUUUUCUCUGCAUGUGGCUCAUCUUAAAAUAAACAUUUGAUUUCAAUUCAAAACUAUACAAGCCAAUACAUUACUAUUGUACGCAGAAGAGCGAUGCUACUGGUCUGAAAUGUGUAAUUUCUUUACCAGGGUGUCGGACGCCCCCCUGUCAGGCACCAUGUCCCCUCCCCCAUCCACCUCGGUCCCCUCCCUGGGGGUGGAGGAGUGGGACAUGUCAGGGGUGGAUGGGGGGCUGCGUUGGCACUUCAGACAGCUGGAUACGGAUGACAGUGGAGUGCUGACUGAACGUGAGGCCCGGCCCCUCCGCCUCUACCUGCGCAGGAGGUUAAAGCCACGACGCUGUGCUAAGAAGUUUGCCCAGUACUGCGACCGCGACGGGGACCGUGGUCUCACCCUGUCUGAGCUCAGUGCCUGUCUGGGGCUGUGAGGUGGGUUUGGUUCUAGGAGAGAGGUGAGGUGGG